AAAAAGUAUAAGUUUUGUUUUGAAUAAAAAAUAUUUCUAAAUAUUGAUAAUUUUAAAAACUGAUAAAAAGAAUGUUAAAGAGAAAAAGUACUUGUAACAAUACGGAUGUAUAUUUACGAUUUGAUAUCAAUGAUAUAACUUGAUAUUAAAGAUAUAUAAAUGAAUAUAUUUCGUUAUCUAUAUUAACAGCUGGCAGAUAUUAAAACAUAACGUAUAUACAUAGAUAUAAAAUUUCCGUUUGUUGAGACUGUUAUCAACAUAAUAGAUUUUUUUAUAUCAUUAUGAUUCUUCCUAUGACAAAUAGGAAAGAAAAUCUUUGUUUAAAUUAACAAAUUGAAAAUUAUUUCAAAGUUAUCUACAGAACAGUGCAAAUUAGAAGGAUGGCAACUGAAGUCAUAGAAUCACAUCCAUUUAAGAAUUUACAAGAAUUAUAUGAUAAUGUGGAUAAUCUGAAACCAUGGCCUGAUAUUAAGAAACUAAGAGAAUCAACAGAUUAUGUGUAUAAUGGUUCAGAAAUAAAUAUACAAAAGUUGUAUUUGGAAAAAUUUGAUAGACAAGAACAACCAAGAACAUUAGUAUGUCAUGAUAUGAAAGGUGGUUAUCUGCAAGAUAGAUUUAUAGAUGGAUCAAAGUCUUAUGAGUCUUAUUUAUUUUAUCAUUGGAGUGUUAUUGAUACAUUUGUAUACUUUAGCCAUUAUUUUAUUACUAUUCCACCUUAUGGAUGGAUUAACGCAGCACAUGAUCAUGGAGUUAAAAUUCUUGGUACUGUAAUAACUGAAAAAGAAGGUAUAUGGGAUCUUAUACUUGUAUCUCAGGAGGAUGUGAGAAAAUUUGCAGAUGCAUUAAUAGUUGUUGCAAAAUUUUAUAAAUUUGACGGCUGGUUAUUAAACAUUGAAAAUGUGAUUAAAAAUGAACAAAUCAACAAUUUAAUUUAUUUCGUGAAAUAUCUAACAGACAAUAUACAUGAAGCAAUAAAAGAUUCUGAAAUUAUAUGGUAUGAUAGUGUGACUAAUGAAGGAACGUUAAACUGGCAAAAUGAGCUUAAUAAUAAAAAUAUAGACUUUUUUUUAAAUUGCGACGGUAUUUAUUUGAACUACAAUUGGAAUAAAUCAAAACUAGAAAAUAGUUAUGCACUUGCAAAAAAUCAUAACAGAAAUGUUCAUGAUAUUUAUGUAGGAUUAGAUGUUUGGGGAAGAGGAUGUCCUGGUGGUGGUGGAUUUAAUUCAAUAUAUGCUUUACGAAAAAUACGGCAAGAAAAACUUUCGGUCGCAAUUUUUGCUCCUGGUUGGACUCAUGAAUUUUUCGGAUCCAAAACAUUUCAAGAAUUGGAAGAUUUAUUUUGGGCACAAUUGUUUCCUUAUUUAUAUAUUCAUGUACUUAUCUAUGAAGAAGAAACAUUUAAAACAUCAUUUUGCCGUGGAAGUGGUAGUUUGUAUUAUAGCUGUGGUGAGAUACAGUUAGAUAUGCGCAUUGUAGAAGGUAAAAAUAUUUGGGAACAAAGAUCAUUCUAUAACUUAUCCAAGCAAAUGCCACAAAUAUCUGUACCUACACCACAUUUACAAUUCACAUAUGUUCCACAACUUCCUGAACCAAAAAAUGAAAACGAUCGAAACGAAUGUCCAAAACAACCGAUACAAUAUAUUUACGAAACAAAGAAAAACGUUAUUCGAAUAUUAGAAAAUGUUGUAAAUAUUCAAGACAAAAUGCCAAUCCUAGAUAUAAAUUGCUUCGAAUUUUGUAAUCAAUUUUCUUUUGAAGGUGGUGGUUGUUUAAAAUUAAUUACGAAUGAUCUUAGAUCGUAUCAUAGAUUAUUUCUUGUUCAUAUCGAAUUCCAACAAGACAUUGAAGCAACUAUCAUUUACGAAGAAAUGAUAUCUUCUAUGACGAAUGGAACUCGAAGUGAACCAAUUUUAAUUUUGGGUAAUGAUUCUGGCUUAAAAUCUAUUAUCCAUUAUAAAUCAGAAAAUUUAAACUCGAGAUGGAAAAAAUGUGUUUAUCUAACGAAUAUGAGGACUGUGAACGAGAUCGGUAUAUCUUUCGCAAAGAAGAAUAUCUGUUAUCUAGGAGAGAUCAUUCUCGAACAAAAAGGACAUCCGAACUGCACCUGCUUCUACACUGUCUGCGACAGUGUUUAAUUUUUAAUCCUCUUAGCCCGCAUGCGAUCCUAAUACUUCACCAUCGUUUAAUUUCACUGGAUGCGAUGUAGCUUCGACAAAUCAACUGGAACAGAAGUGAAAAUUAAAGAUGGAAGGACAAGGUACGAUCAUCAUUUUUACGGAUUAUUUCCUUGUCUAUGAUUGAUUUGACAAUCAGUUUCACAGGAAACUACGUGCACGAGCCACUUUCGAACAGCUUUAAAAGUUCAGGAUCGAUAAUAGCUCACGCGAGAAAUGAACGCUGUGACAGGCAUUGACAAGUGAAUGGCUCCACUUGUAGUCGGUCGAUGAACCUCGCUCGAUUGAAAAAUCAAAAAAAGAUCAACGGGCAGAAUCCGUGCAACGAAAGUCGGUAUCAGGUGGAGGAGCGGUCAUUAACUUUUCCCGAUAAAAAUUCAUGACUCUCUCUCUCUCUCUCUCUCUCCCCGUUUGUCACGUGUUCUUUACACACUUUCACCUCUGCCUAUCGUUAAAUAAAUGAAUUGUCGAGAGAAGAAAUUGUCAAGGAUCGUGACGUGUCUAUUGUUUAUAUCUCGAUCUAUUCUUUUGUAAAGAGAAUUAUAUUCUAAUAUCAUUGUACCGUCGCCAAUAAAAUUGAUGCAAUGAAAUUUUUCAUUCGAUUGCUUAAUCGGAAUGAUGCGAAACGAAAACUUUUUAUCGAGUAUUUGGUGAAAUUCAGUUUGACCAAUCAAGUAUUAACUGUGAGAUAAUUAUUUAUUCGCGAACGAGUACAAUUAAACAACUUUGUGAAACGGAAUUAUUAAGACGCGAUGUAUUAGAUUUUAUUAUUAAGCGGAA
Apis mellifera (honey bee) is the source of this 2954-nucleotide messenger RNA. It is a transcript of the gene ENGase, whose product is annotated as cytosolic endo-beta-N-acetylglucosaminidase. Gene Ontology annotation, molecular function: mannosyl-glycoprotein endo-beta-N-acetylglucosaminidase activity. Gene Ontology annotation, biological process: protein deglycosylation. Bases 381 to 2135 code for a protein of 584 amino acids. The record is from RefSeq and is a predicted model, not a curated record. NCBI's taxonomy places the organism in Eukaryota, Metazoa, Arthropoda, Insecta, Hymenoptera, Apidae. The transcript has 10 exons. Gene Ontology annotation, cellular component: cytoplasm.